GUUUCUACUAGCAGGCAAAUAACAAAAGAAGAAAGUCCAAAAGAAAAUGAUGCUAGAGUACUUGAGAUCUACUGAUGAAGCAGGGAACAAGAAUAUAGAGUUCCCAUUUGUUGGCUUCAACGACAUUGUUGCAGCAACAGACAAUUUCUCUGACACCAACAUGCUUGGCAAGGGAGGUUUUGGUAAAGUUUACAAGGGAAUGCUGGAUGGUACCACGGAAGUAGCUAUUAAGAGACUAAGCAAGGGUUCUGGACAAAGCACGGAGGAAUUCAGAAAUGAAGUAGUUUUGAUUGCAAAACUGCAGCACAAGAACCUAGUUAAGCUUCUAGGUUGCUGUAUUCAUGAAGAUGAGAAGAUGCUGGUUUACGAGUACUUGCCCAACAAAAGCUUGGAUUACUUCCUCUUUGACUCUGCAAGGAAAUCAAUGGUUCAGUGGCCGACAAGGUUCAAAAUAAUCCAGGGAGUGGCAAGAGGAAUUAUGUACCUCCAUCAUGACUCAAGAUUAACUAUAAUUCAUAGAGAUCUGAAAGCAAGCAACAUCUUGUUAGAUAAGGAGAUGAGCCCAAAGAUAACAGAUUUUGGCAUGGCUAGGAUAUUCUGUCGUGACCAGCUCCAAGCAAAUACUAACGGAGUUGUAGGAACAUAUGGUUACAUGUCUCCUGAAUAUGCAAUGGAAGGAGCCUUUUCAGUCAAGUCUGACACCUACAGCUUUGGUGUUCUAAUGUUGGAGAUUGUAAGUGGUCUAAAGAUCAGCUCACCAUAUCUUAUCAAGGAUUUUCCUAACCUCAUAGCAUAUGCAUGGAACUACUGGAAAGAUGGGAAAAUAGAAGAUUUGUUGGACUCAUCAAUGGUGGAGGAUUGCUCCCUCGACGAAGUUUCACGAUGCAUCCAUGUAGCACUCUUGUGUGUUCAAGACAGCCCAAACUGCAGGCCGAUCAUGUCAGCGGUUGUGUUCAUGCUGGAGAACAAAACAACCCCACUUCCUAAACCGAAGCAACCUGUAUAUUUUGUUAGGGACUACGAACCUAGAAGGGCUAGUGAUAACAUGGAACCAUCUAUGAAUGAUGUCAGUCUCACUACGCUACAGGGCCGUUAG
Molecule: messenger RNA, 1096 nt
Organism: Panicum virgatum (switchgrass)
Lineage: Eukaryota; Viridiplantae; Streptophyta; Magnoliopsida; Poales; Poaceae
Product: putative cysteine-rich receptor-like protein kinase 35
Exons: 5
Coding region: 47-1096 (349 amino acids)
Biological process (GO): protein phosphorylation
Molecular function (GO): protein kinase activity; ATP binding
Source: RefSeq, a predicted model, not a curated record